GCUGAGGGGUGGCCGGGCGUCACCUCGCCUCAGCACCUCGGGGCGCCGCAGACUGGCGGUCGCCGGCCGGGAGCCGCCUCGUAGCUCGCACCGCUCUGCUCCGGAGCCCGGUCCGGCCAGGCGGCAGCAUGGACCUGGAGAGUAAAGUGAAAAAGAUGGGCUUGGGCCAUGAGCAAGGAUUUGGUGCCCCCUGCUUAAAAUGCAAGGAUAAGUGUGAAGGAUUUGAGCUUCAUUUCUGGAGAAAAAUAUGCCGCAACUGCAAAUGUGGCCAGGAAGAGCAUGAUGUCCUCACAAGCAAUGAGGAAGAUCGGAAAGUGGGGAAGCUCUUUGAAGACACAAAAUAUACGACCCUUAUUGCAAAGCUGAAGAAUGAUGGCGUUCCCAUGUAUAAACGCAAUGUAAUGAUACUGACUAAUCCAGUGCCAGCCAAGAAGAAUAUAUCCAUCAAUACUGUGACUUUUGAGUGGGCUCCUCCUGUUCAGAAUCAGACACUUGCUAGACAGUAUAUGCAGAUGCUACCAAAGGAGAAGCAGCCUGUUGCUGGCUCGGAAGGCGCACAGUACAGGAAGAAGCAGUUGGCUAAGCAGCUGCCUGCUCAUGAUCAGGAUCCUUCAAAAUGCCAUGAGCUCUCCCCCAAUGAAGUGAAGCAGAUGGAACAGUUUGUGAAGAAGUACAAAAGCGAGGCGCUUGGCGUAGGAGAUGUCAAGCUCCCUGGUGAGGUGGAAACGAGAGAUACUGACAAGAAUAACUUGAACAAUGGUGACAGAGGCACCUCAGCUGCUGUAGGAGCGAUGGAGGGCAAGUCCCCAGAUCAGAAGGCAUCUCAGUAUUCCUGCUAUCGCUGCAAACUGAACAUGAAAGAAGGUGACCCAGCUGUCUACGCAGAACGUGCUGGGUAUGACAAAUUGUGGCACCCAGCUUGUUUUGUGUGUUGCACCUGCAGUGAACUUCUAGUAGACAUGAUCUAUUUCUGGAAGAAUGGUAACCUGUACUGUGGAAGACAUUAUUGUGAUAGCGAAAAACCCCGCUGUGCUGGAUGUGAUGAGCUGAUAUUCAGCAAUGAAUAUACUCAAGCGGAAGGUCAAAACUGGCAUCUGAAACACUUCUGCUGUUUUGACUGUGAUUGCGUUCUGGCUGGGGAAAUCUAUGUAAUGGUGAAUGACAAGCCAGUCUGCAAACCCUGCUAUGUGAAGAACCACGCUGCGAUCUGCCAAGGCUGUCAUAAUGCUAUAGAUCCAGAAGUUCAGCGUGUGACAUACAACAACUUCAACUGGCAUGCUACGCAGGAAUGCUUCUUGUGUUCCUGUUGCAGCAAGUGUCUAAUUGGCCAGAAGUUCAUGCCAGUGGAAGGGAUGGUCUUUUGCUCAGUGGAAUGUAAGAAAAAGAUGAUGUCUUAAGAGAAGACAUGCACAGAACCAAGCAUUGCUGCGUUCCAAAGGCUCUUGCAUUUCUACUGUAAAAUACAUAGUAUCGGGGCACUUAAAGUUAUUGAAAGCAUUAAAUAGCAUUUUCCCAAAGAUUUUUUUUUAAUGACUAAAACUUGCUAUGUAAUCUUAAUUUCUUAGCUGUAAUAAUACUUUCUUUUUUGGAACACUGUUCCCACAUCUUAUGUCAAAUGACUGUAUCCCAGAAAUGCAAGAAAAAAUGUGUUAUGAACUAUAUACACUUUAAGGGAGCUCUUCACUGUGAAGGAUCUUUUUGCUGUAUCUUGUCUAAUGAAAGAAGAAAAUGUGAAAAUGCUCCAAUUUUUCUUGUUUUGUGUGAUAGAUGUAACUCUUCCACUUUUGGGUUCACUAAUUUAUCAUUUUUAUAGUUUCCCUGCUUUCAUCAAGCACUUUAGACAGAAUGAUCAGCUUUACCACCACAUCAUUUUGUUCACUAGACCUCAAGUAUGCAGGGAGAAGGAAGCUUAAAAAAAAAGUUGUCUGUAAUCUUUUGCUUGUUGUUGACACGUGGGUUCUUGAGGGAUAGUGACUACUCUCACACCUAGUUUGUAAACUAACUCUGCACCAGUAGAAAACUGUGUUGGCUCAUGUGUCUCUCUUACAACUGUUCAUGCCUGCAAAAGUUUUCAUUUUAUGAAUAUUGAAGUUAUUUUACAGAUGGCAGGGUGAGAAAAUAUAAUAGGUCUUGCCCAGAUUUAAAAAAAAAAAAAAAAAACAAACCACCACCAACAUCAGUGGGUGUCACACUCAGCCUUUCAGAACUGGCUUCUGUUUUUUCAUGAAUGUUCUUUUCAUAAAUUCUGCCUUCUAUCAGAGGGAUGUGGCACACAAUACUGUAUGUAUUUCCAAGAAUGUAAUUCUGCAAAAGGAUCAUACUUAGGCUUUUGAUUUGUAAGUUCUUAACCAAAGCACAAAGAAGUCUUUCCCAGAAGACUUUCACUAUUUGAGUGAAAAAAAAUCACAGCUGUGUAUUAGCUUUGCUUACUAGAUAAACCAAAUGUGUGGUUCUCUUUUCUUAAGAAGAGCUACAUUGAAACUUGUUAGCUAUCUUUGUGCCAAACAGUGAAUGGAGAGUCUUUGCCCCCCCCCCCAAAAAAAAUAAAUAAAAAAAAAAAAAUCUAUGCAAGUCUUAUGUUCAGCUCAAGUUUUAUGGUGGCUGUAUUGUAACACUUACAAAUAAAAAUUAGUGUUGUUCACUU
Messenger RNA from Harpia harpyja (harpy eagle), 2644 nucleotides. It is a transcript of the gene TES, whose product is annotated as testin LIM domain protein. Gene Ontology annotation, molecular function: zinc ion binding. Bases 129 to 1397 code for a protein of 422 amino acids. The transcript has 7 exons. NCBI's taxonomy places the organism in Eukaryota, Metazoa, Chordata, Aves, Accipitriformes, Accipitridae. The record is from RefSeq and is a predicted model, not a curated record.